Phragmites australis (common reed) is the source of this 1538-nucleotide messenger RNA. RefSeq names its product calcium-binding protein CBP-like. Gene Ontology annotation, molecular function: calcium ion binding. The transcript has 5 exons. The record is from RefSeq and is a predicted model, not a curated record. The coding region runs from base 159 to 1223 and encodes 354 amino acids. NCBI's taxonomy places the organism in Eukaryota, Viridiplantae, Streptophyta, Magnoliopsida, Poales, Poaceae.
AUUUCCCAACCCGCUUUCGGCCAUAAAGCCCUGUCCUGCCCUGCCCCGUCGUCCUCCUCUGCUCGGCUGCACCUACCUGUUCCAUUCGAAGCAAUUCCCCAAGCGCAGGCGAUCGCUCCUGAUCUCGUCGUCUCCAAAGUCCAAACCCGAAAACCCCCAUGGCCAGCUACCCACCGCCCGGCUCCGGUUACCCCUAUGGCGGCGGCGGAGGCGGCUACGGGGCCCCACCGCCCUACGGCUCCUCCCCCGCCCCCUCCGCCCCGCCCUACGGCGAGAAGCCCCCCAAGGAAGGCAAGACCUCCUCGGCGCCCCCCUACUACGGCGCCCCGCCCUACGGCGAGAAGCCCCCCAAGGAAGGCAAGACCUCCUCGGUGCCCCCCUACUACGGCGCCCCGCCCUCAACCCAGCCCCACCCCUACGGCGGCGGUGGAUACGGUGCCCCGCCGCCCUCGUCGUCGCCGUACGGGGCCCCGCCGCCCUCGUCGUCGCCCUACGGCGCCCCACCGCCCUCGUCGUCGCCGUACGGGGCCCCGCCGCCCUCGUUGUCGCCCUACGGCGCCCCGCCGCCCUCGUCGUCGCUGUACGGGGCCCCGCCGCCCUCGUCCGCACCCUACGGGGCCCCGCCUCCCUCGUCGGCACCGUAUGGGGCAGCGGGCGGGUACGGGAGCCCGUUCGCGGCGCUGGUGCCGUCGGCGUUCCCCCCCGGGACGGACCCCAACGUGGUGGCGUGCUUCCAGGCGGCGGACCGCGAUGGGAGCGGGACGAUCGACGACAAGGAGCUGCAGUCCGCGCUGUCGGGGUACAACCAGAGCUUCAGCCUCCGCACCGUCCACCUCCUCAUGUACCACUUCACCAACACCAACCUCCGCAGGAUCGGGCCCAAGGAAUUUACUUCUGUGUUUUACAGUCUUCAGAGUUGGAGAGCAAUAUUUGAGAGGUUUGACCGUGAUCAAAGUGGUAAGAUUGAUGCAUCGGAACUGAAUGACGCUCUUCUCAGUCUGGGAUAUUCUGUUUCUCCAACCGUGCUAGACCUGCUUGUGUCUAAAUUUGACAAGACUGGGGGCCAGAGCAGGGCGGUUGAAUAUGAUAACUUCAUUGAAUGUUGCCUCACAGUUAAGGGGCUAACCGAGAAGUUCAAGGAGAAGGACACAACAUUCUCUGGGUCUGCAACUUUUACUUACGAGGCUUUCAUGCUGACUGUGCUCCCUUUCCUCGUUGCAUAAUGGCCGUGUACUUCACAGUUCAGAGCAAGCUUUGAGCAUACUAUGCCAGUUGUACUGAAAUAAUUCUGUUCGCAGAAUUAUUCUUUUAUUUUGAUCUAAGUUUUAAUUCUGAGGAUUUUAGUGAUGCUGCUGCUUUGCCAAUGUGACGCUGGGUAGGUGGCUGGAUGCCUCAAAAAAUUGUUGAGAUCAAUUCCAUAACUACCUAUGGCAGUUAAUCGUUCAUGUCCGUUGGAAGAGGUGCCUCCUCAAUGUCACAUCUUCAUCUAAUAUUUACAUGUAACAAAUGGCAAUACAAUGAAUGAAUGAGUUCACUCA